AUGAAAUUAAAUAUAAUUAAAUAUUAUUAUAUAAAAAAUAAAAAAUUGAUAUUUAAUAAUAUUAAUAAAAAUUUUAUUUUUAAAAAAUAUAUAAUUAUUAAAUUAUUUUUUUAUGAAUAUAUUAAUAAUAAAUUAAAAAUUUUUAAUUUUAAAGGAAUUUUUAUUAAUAAUAAUAGUAAUAAUAAUAUUAUUUUAUUAAAAUAUAAUAAUAAUGAUAUAUUAUUUUUAUAUUUUUAUUUAAAUAUAUUUAAUUUAAUUACUAUUUUAAAAUUAGGAAAAUUAAAUUUAAACAAAAUAAAAUUUUUAAUAUGA
This is a messenger RNA of Plasmodium gallinaceum, 312 nucleotides long. NCBI's taxonomy places the organism in Eukaryota, Apicomplexa, Aconoidasida, Haemosporida, Plasmodiidae. The record is from the annotation of a RefSeq genome assembly.